UUUGAUCUCUGGAGCUCCCACUAUGAGGUUCGCUAUUUUCUCUCCGCCCUCUCUUGUGUGUGUGUCUUUUAAUGUUUUUCAACCAACAAAUACGCAACGAAGAUUCACAACCUUUGGGUUGCUGGGUUUUAACCAGAUGAUCACCUUGCUUUAGUUGGGCGUGUUUAAGUGUUUUGAAAGCUGAUUCUUGUGUAAUACGGUGGUGUGUAUAUGCAUGUAUAGAGAAUGAAGGAAACUAUGGAUAAGCUUAAAGACACUAACAUGAAACUUAGGAGGGAGAUCAGGUGAGUUUAAUACAUUAAAGGUUAAAUAUCUCGUCUAAAAGGUUUUUUUUUGAAGUCAAUCAGUCCAAAGCACUACUAUGUGGAAUCAAUGUGCAGUUUUAUUCUUAAACCCAUCACGACUUAGUAAAUUAAUUAAAGGUUAAAGAAAGUAGUUGGCAAAUAUUGUGUGACAACCCGAAAUUUUCCAUUUUGUACGAACAUUAGCUAUUCAAUAGAAGCCAGUCCAGUUUUAAUGAAUUUCAGACUUUUAUGAAUAAGUCGUGUACAUUAGGGUUUACGUUUAAGGAAAUAUCAGGAGAGUGGAUGCUCAUAGGUUUGUGAAACUUGAGCAUUUCAAAACUUCAUAAUGUUAGAGUCCAAUUCCGGAAUAAAAAUAUUUUCUGCCAAAAUAUUUCAGGACUAUAAAUAGAUUUCUGAACUAAAUUCAUUCAUUAUUCACAUUUCCAACUAGAGAAAAGCCAUUUUCUCUCUCACGGAUCUUCGGUUUUUCAUCCCAAAUCGUGAGUACACUUCCCUAGUUGUGUUAUAAUGCUUGUUUUAUGCUUAUUAAUAUAGAUUGUAUGUCAAAUAUAAGUGAUUCGGGAGUUUACCGCUCAAGAACGUUCUUGGGGAGUAAACUCCAAAAUGAAGCUUAAAGGCCAUCUAGUCCCAUUUCCUUGUUAGGUAACUAGUUUAGGAUAAUAUGUUCGAUCAUUUGAGGCUAGAAAUAAAUCAAGAACACCUAGCUUUAGGUGUUUACGGCCCAAGAGUUCCUUGGACCGUAAACACCAAAUUCAAGGGCUUAAAUGUGCCCUAAUCACUCCUUAAGGCCUUAGACUUUAAUCCUCAAUUACUUCUAGCUAAUUUGGAGACUUUAACACAUUAAAAAACACCCCUUAAAGGGAGUUUACGGCCAAGGAAUACUCUUGGGCCGUAAACACCAAAUAAGGGUACCAAAGUGUGCCUAGGGUCCUCCAUAGCCUAAAUCAAAUGCCUAAGGGCACCAAAGUGUGCCCAGGGUCCUCCAUAGCCUAAAUCAAAUGCCUAGAAAGUAUUCUACUUGUGUUUGGGACUUGAAAGAAUUAAAACACCCAUCACAUGAGAGUUUACGGCCGUAAACUCUAAGGGAUAUGGCCUUUUGGCUGUAAACUCCUCAAAGGAGUGUUAUUUAUGCCCUAAACUACCCAAAGGAUUAAACCACCAAGCUAGGCUUAUUCUAGAAAUCAUUUAGCACUUUAAAACACACAUUUCCACCAAGAUUGAGUUCAAGACUGUAAACUCAAGGGUUUACGACCGUAAAAUCCUUGUGUGGGGUUUAUUGGGUAGUAAACUCUUAUAUAAGGCCCUUUGAUACAUUGAACCCCUUAAGCCUUGUCCCAUAGCAACUUAGAUGCAACCAUUAGGACCUAUAACACUUUUACAAAGUUUUUACAUGUUCCUGAGUGUCACAACUUAUUUCAUUAAGUUAUUAUUUGGCUAAUUAGUUAUAUAUAUGCUCAUUAUAUGAUAACUAGGCUCGUGCGUGUGAACAAGUCUCCGUUUGCCACCUAGCACGGUAUCCGACACUACAAUCCAAUCCACUCACCACAAGUGAGUUCAUACCCCUUUAAUUAACCUUUGAAAUACUUUUAAAUGUUUUAAAUACUUUAUGGGGGGGGAUACAAGUUAAAUGCUUAUAGUUAUUGCAUCAAUCACAUGUGAUUACAUUAAUCACAUGUGAUUAAUAACUAGAAAACCAAUGAUUUUAUCACUGUUCAAACUAUUUAUCAAACUGUUUUACUUAAAAAUGUUUUACAAACUCUUUUACUUAUCAAAUGCUUUUAUUAAACUUUGUUUUACUUCUUAUAAAUUUCAUGCCCAUAUAUGUAUAGAUAUAUAAGCAAUGUUUAAAGGGCUUAGGAAGGCCAUCCGCCCUAUUUCCUUUUUCUCGAUUUGGAUGUGGUCUGGUGGGAUUUUGGGUAGCCCUCCGAAGGUCAUUUCAAUAUUAAUUAUAUAUCAACUGUACAUAUAUACACAUAAAAGUACUCCUUUAUUAUUACUUAUCAGUACAUCAUCAGUAAGUUACCAUCGGGGUAACAUAGGAUCAUACUACUACAAUUUCUAGAUCAAUGAGUCAGUUCAUUUAUGAGUCUAUACAUUACAUUACUAUGAGAACAUAUACACUACAUUACUAUGAGAACAUAUACAACUAUACUAGAAAGAGAACAUAUACAACUAUACUAGGAGGAGAACAUAUACAAGUAUACUAGAACGAGUAACAUUACAUUACAUAUACAAGAAUACGAUAACAAUUGUGAUCCACUGUAUCGGAGCAUGCCUUAAAUGUCAUGGCCCGAGUUGUAGCCAGAAUUCUCUUGGAGGGAGAGCGUGAGUUUGCAUAUAGAUCUAUACUGGAUUGACUAUCCUACACCUUGUUGCUAGCUAUAGUCGGACCUGCAGGUCUGCGGGUGCCAGACGUCAUUCCGUUAUUACGACCAUUCGUAUGUCGUUGUUACCAGUCCAUAGCAUGGUGCAAUUUAUCACAUUAUACCUUAAUAUAAAUCCGGUUUAAGGUAGUUAGUACAGCAGUAGUUCCUAUAAUACAACACUACAGUACUACAAUGAUUUACCCAUUACAUACAUUUAGUGAUUAUUUCACUUAAACAUUAAUGUACAAACUAUAUUUUGUUAAAUGAUAGUUACACUUGGGAAAUCACACACUUUUACAAUAAACAAGCAUACAAAACAGUUAAGCCUUGGUAGAAGGCUACUUUAAUAGAAAAUAUAGGUUUUUCUUAGAGAUUCAAACUUUUACAAAUACUUGCAAACGUUUACUUACAUUUUACAAACUUACACUUGAGACAUGUUCAAACGUUUUUGGAUAACAAACACAAACACUAAAAUACUUAUGAACUUACCAGCUUAAUGCUGAUAAACUCUUUCAAAAUAACUUGUAUUCUCAGGUCAUCAGUAGACAGGUACCGAGGCCAGCUUUUGAGAAGAUGGAGCACAUUCAAGACUCAUCUUAUUAUUUUGAUUUAUAUUAUAUUUUUGGUGUCUAAAACUAUACAGAACACGCUUGUAUUAAAAUUAUAUAUUUAAUGCAAUGGAUGAUGUUGUUUGCUUAUUUACAUUUACUGUGUUGUGAUACUAUAGAUGAUGUCCUCCGCCCCAGAACGUUUCCGCCGUUCUUGGUUUUGGGGUGUGACAUAUUCUUUUGCAGGCAAAGAGUUCUUGGUGAAGAUUUAGAUGGUUUGGACAUGAAUGAUCUCACCAUUCUCGAGCAACAGAUGUAGGAUUCACUUACCAUUGUGCGAGAAUGAAAGGUUUCAUUAUUAUUUACUCAUUCGUGUAGAAAUAGGGUAAGGCUGCUGCUGCUAAGGAGGUGGAGGUGGUCCGUAAGGCUGUCCAUAGGGUCCCACAGAAAUGAGAUGGGAUUCCUCCUCCAAGAGCAGCCAAAAGAUGCAUCAUGUAGAUGCCAUUGCUGUAAAAUCCAAACGAGGAAAUCAAGUAGUUGUUGCUGCAAGUCCUCCCACAGAGGAUGCAGUGGUUGCUACAGACCCACUUACAAAAGAAGAUCUUGUGGGGUACCUUGCUUCUGGAUGCAAACCUAAGGAAAAUUGGAGAAUAGGAGCUGAACAUGAAAAGUUUGGGUUCGAGCUGAAAACAUUGAUGCCUAUGACGUAUGGACAAAUAGCAGAUCUGCUGAAUGCUAUUUCUGAGAGAUUUGACUGGGAGGAUAUCAUGGAAGGGGACAAUAUAAUUGGGCUUAAACAGGGAAAACAAAGUAUAUCUCUGGAACCUGGUGGUCAGUUUGAGCUCAGUGGUGCUCCUCUUGAAACUCUCCAUCAAACAUGUGCAGAAGUGAAUUCACACAUUUACCAGGUGAAAGCUAUAGCUGAAGAGAUGGGAAUUGGCUUUAUAGGAAUUGGUUUCCAGCCAAAAUUAGAAAGAAAUGAUAUACCUAUAAUGCCUAAGGGAAGAUAUGAGAUAAUGAGGAAUUAUCUCAUAUUAGCUCGAUAAUUCCUGGUGGGCUUGGAGUUCCUACUGUUGGCUAUGAUUUACGAUUUUGAGGGUAUUUAGGUCCUUUACUCAGAAAAAAUAUAUUUCUUCUUCGGUUUCAUUGUAGCAAAUACAGUAGUACAAAUAAACCUGGUAGUGAAGUGAAGUCUUCUUAGAGACCUUGUAACACAUGAUUACAAAGAAGUUCCUCAAAUCAAAUGCAACCACUGGGAUGAGUGUAGCUUCUGGUAAGUAACACUGAAGCGGAUAAAUGGAAUGGAGUCUGUACACAGUAAGUUGGUGGUCUAGCAAAGUUUAGUGUUUUGUGAUAGAGGGUCUACUCUGUGAUAGUGGGUCUUUUGCACUCCUAUUUUGAUCUUACGACUAGUCAGGGGUAUUUUGGACCAUACAAGUCAAAGAUAUUGGAAAGGUUAUCAUUUGUUGAGGUAUAUGUGUUUUGCACUCCUAUUAUUAACAGUUGAUAUUGAUUCUAAUCGUCUAACUUAUUGUUUUGUGAUAGAGGGUCUACUCUUGCAGUAGUUUCCACGCUACAUUUCUUUCCCGUCAAAAGGACUUAAUUGUCAAUUCACCAGAAGAUAUCAAGCUGCCUGUGUUGCAUAUACUAUCUAAGUUGGGUAUGGAUCGUGAACUUCUUUCUGCCUUGCUAGAAGCUACUGUAAGUUCUCAUUUUUUUUUAUCAUUGUUUCUGGUUGUUUUUGUUUAUUUAUGUAUUUAUCAUCAACAUUAAUUAACUUGUACUUUUAUGAGUAGGCUACAAGAGAACUACUAAUACUUUUCUUUUUCAGAAUC
This is a messenger RNA of Lactuca sativa (garden lettuce), 5054 nucleotides long. RefSeq names its product glutamate--cysteine ligase, chloroplastic. Gene Ontology annotation, biological process: glutathione biosynthetic process. Gene Ontology annotation, molecular function: glutamate-cysteine ligase activity. The record is from RefSeq and is a predicted model, not a curated record. NCBI's taxonomy places the organism in Eukaryota, Viridiplantae, Streptophyta, Magnoliopsida, Asterales, Asteraceae.